AUGUCAGACCCUCUGGAACCUGAGUUGGAGCAACCGAAGCGAAACUCAAGGAUGGUUGAGAAGUUCGACGAGGAGAUCACGGUGACGGGCGUGGCUGAGCAGCCAAACGCCCCAAAGAACGAUGUUUUUCGGAGCAAGUCUUACGAGUCGUCCGUCGGCGGGACCAUUUUCGAGAGAAAGCUGUUGUACAAACUGGACAUGAAGCUGAUGGUUGCUAUGUUCUUCCUCAACUUCUUGUCCCUCAUGGGGCGGACGAACGUUGGGGCUGCCCUCAUUCGCCAGCUGCCCCAGGAUCUCAAGCUCGACGCGAUGAAGGUUUUCAUUGUAUUGACCAUGCCCGCGGCCCCGUUGAUCUUGCUGGAGGUUCCCAGCAAUCUUCUUAUGCGUUUGUUGGAUCGCAAAUUCAACUUCUCAUACAUGUCUUACAUGUGUUUGUUGGAUGUCCUGCUUGGGGUCGUCACAAUUGGCCAGGGCUUUGUCAAGACUUUCGAUCAGAUAAUGGUCACUCGUUUUCUCGUCGGCGUCUUUGACGCGGGACUGAUACCGGGAUGUGUCUUUCUCUGCUCCCUUUACUACCCUCCAACCCAUCUCCAGUGGCGGCUUGGUCUCAUCACCGUGGCCAACAUAUGCUCAAACAUUGCCGGCAACUUUAUGGCGUAUGCUAUUGCCAACAUCAAGACCACAAACGCCUUCAGUGGUUGGAGAUGGAUUUUCAUCAUCGAAGGCAUUUUCACCGUCGUCGCUGCGCUUCUGUGCUCGGUAGCAAAUGUCGGACCCCCUGAAAAAGCGAAGUUCCUGACAGAGGAAGAGAAAAGAGUCAUCAAAAACUCGGUGGAAACCCAGACAACCAAUAUCGGCAUGUUGGCGGAAUGGAGGCUAUUCUUCAUGAACCCACUGAACUACUGCUGGGGCAUCAUCUACUGCUUCACGACGACUACUGCAUAUUCCGUCUCCAUCUUCUCCCCGUCUUUCGUCAAGUCGUUCCGUCCGGGGCUAGACGCCACAGAAGUACAGGCCCAGAUCGUUCCGAUAUUCGUAGUGGCCGCGGUGGCCUGUUUGACGACGGCGUAUGCGGCCGACCGUUUGAACCAUCGUUCUGCCUUCGGCCUGGUGGGCUUUGUCUUUACGAUCAUCGGCUACGCCAUUUUGCGAAGGGACGAGCAUGAAAACUCAAACGUCACUAUGAUGGCCCUCUACUUCAUAGCCUUCGGUACCUACAUCACGCUUCCAAUGAUCUGGAUCCUCACCAUGCAGAAUCUGCAGACGCCAUUUCAGCGAGCAAUCGGUAGCGGGUUUGUAAUCGGUUUACAUCUCAGCCUGGAUCUUCAAAAUCAGUGA
Molecule: messenger RNA, 1338 nt
Organism: Colletotrichum higginsianum IMI 349063
Lineage: Eukaryota; Fungi; Ascomycota; Sordariomycetes; Glomerellales; Glomerellaceae
Product: Major facilitator superfamily transporter
Exons: 4
Coding region: 1-1338 (445 amino acids)
Biological process (GO): transmembrane transport
Cellular component (GO): membrane
Molecular function (GO): transmembrane transporter activity
Source: RefSeq, a predicted model, not a curated record